AUGUCUUGCAUCUCCCCCGUCCUCCCCGGCGUGAUAGUAGCGGCGCUCUCCAUCACCCUCCUCGCCCGCUUAUUCAAGCAGGAUUCCAAGCCUUUCCCUGGGCCGAUCGGUCUCCCGUUCUUCGGAGUCGCUUUUCAAAUACCGGAUGACAAGCAGUGGCUCAAGUUCCACGACUGGACUUGCCGCUACGGCGACGUCGUCGGCGUGACCGUCAUGGGCCAGCCCACUCUCGUCCUUGGCUCGUUCAGGGCCGCCAACGACCUUCUCGACGCGCGAGGCGCAAUCUAUUCCGAUAGACCUGACGCCGUCAUGGCUGGCGAGUUGGUUGGCUGGAAUCGCGGCCUAGGCUACGCACAUGGGCCCGAGCAGGCCCGUUUCCGCGAGUUCCGCCGUCUGUUCCAACACGCCAUCGGCCCCCGCGCGUGCGCGGACCCUGCGGGCGCCGUGGUCGCGAUGCAGUACGCGGAGACGCGUCGGCUGCUGCUGCGCUUCGCCCGCGAUCCGCGAGGCUUCUUUCGGCACGCGCGCGAGUCCACCGGCGCGCUUAUCCUGCGCCUCGCGUACGGCUACGUCGUCGCGCGCGAUCAGGCCGAGGAUCCGCUCGUGCACGUUGUCGAGGUCGCGAUGCAGGGCUUCGCGGGCGCGUCCGAGCCCGGCGCGUUUCUCGUCGACUACUUCCCCGCUCUCCGGCGAGUGCCCGAGUGGCUGCUUCGCAUCCCGCGGGGCGAGCGUAACUUCAAGGCCGUCGCGCGGCGGAUGCGGCAAGAGCUGGACGAGAUGUACGACUUGCCUUUUGCGUUCGUGAAGGGGCAGAUGACCCCGUCGUCCAUCAACGCCUUCAUCCUCGCGAUCACCCUAAACCCGCACAUCCAAACGCGCGCCCAAGCCGAGCUCGACGCGCUCCUCGGAGCGCCACCCACCCGGCUCCCGACGCUCGAAGACCGCCCCGCGCUCCCGUACGUCUCCGCGAUCGUCCUCGAGGUCCUGCGGUGGAACCCCGCGGUGCCGCUCGGGCUCGCCCACCGCCUCACGCGCGACGACGUCUACCGCGGGCGGCCGAUCAAGGCGGGCACGGUCGUGUGGGCGAACAUCUGGUCGAUGCUGCAGGACCCCGCGGUCUUCCCGGAGCCGCACGCGUUCAGGCCCGAGCGGUUCUUGGACGCGUCGGGGCGGUUGCGCGAGCUGGAGCGGCACGAAGAUCCGUCCGUCGUCGGGUUCGGGUUCGGGCGGCGGGAUGCAUUUGCGAUGAACUCCGUCUUCCUCGGGAUCGCGAGCUUGUUGUACACGUUCGAGAUCAAGAAGCGCAAGGACGAGCGCGGGGUGGAGGUUGUGCCUGAGGUCGACUUCCGUGGGUUCAUCAGUCAUCCUAUACCCUUUGAGUGUGAUAUCAAGCCUCGCUCCGAAGGGGCUGCCUCUAUGAUAAAUCGCCUGGCGGCGCAAGUAUAG
Messenger RNA from Epithele typhae, 1446 nucleotides. RefSeq names its product cytochrome P450. The coding region runs from base 1 to 1446 and encodes 481 amino acids. Gene Ontology annotation, molecular function: oxidoreductase activity, acting on paired donors, with incorporation or reduction of molecular oxygen; heme binding; monooxygenase activity. The record is from RefSeq and is a predicted model, not a curated record. NCBI's taxonomy places the organism in Eukaryota, Fungi, Basidiomycota, Agaricomycetes, Polyporales, Epitheliaceae. The transcript is spliced from 8 exons.